Molecule: messenger RNA, 222 nt
Organism: Penicillium verrucosum
Lineage: Eukaryota; Fungi; Ascomycota; Eurotiomycetes; Eurotiales; Aspergillaceae
Exons: 1
Coding region: 1-222 (73 amino acids)
Source: RefSeq, a predicted model, not a curated record
AUGCCCGAUGGCAGUACAUUCUGUCUCCACACGGAUGUUGCCGCUGCUCGCGAUACACUGGCGCGCAUACGGGUGAUGGAGUCAGAACUUGGGGUGCAUGUUGCGCUGGCUCACGAUGCUACCUGGAUGGAAGAAGGAAAGAACGCAGUGCUGCUGUCGCUGCUGGAUGAUAAAUUUCGUCAUGAUAUUCGCCAGUCGCUCACACGACAGCUGCCGUUCUAG